UCCUUACAAAUACACCGUACUUGCAUUCAAGUCCAGAAAAUGUCGGGGAAACCGAGCAGCCAAGUGGAAAAAAGAAAUAACCCACCUGAAGGGGAAGGGGAGCGGAGAGCUACAACGACCGUGAGCCGAGACUCAACACGUGACAGUGGCUUUGGCAGCGCUCGCUCAUCACGAGUUAGUGUGACGUCAGCCUUGUCUACGCCAGAAGUGCCCGAAGAAGGAAUAGUGAUCUUGGAUGAAACUGACAGCGUUUUUAGUAACGUACAGGAUACUGCAGGUCAAGAUACCAGAACACCCGAAGAAGCUCCGGGUUUUCGAGAUUCACAAGGGACGAUAUGGAACAGUGAGGGGAUCUAUUCCAUUCCUUUAAAAACACUGACAGUGGCAAUGAAAGUUCAAAUUGACACCAGCGGCGGGGCAUCCGAACCCACUAAAACUGGAGAUGCCGAAAGCUCGUGGUAUCACGACCAAGGAAUUCACCAUGUCAGCGAAGAUAUCCCAUCUUUCGAAAAAUCCUUUGAAAAUGUGGGCGUAUGCUUAACUCUAAAAGACAUAAAGACGGGCUCCAUCAUCAUCAGCUUGGUUCCCAAAGAUGUUGAAUCUCUGAGAAAAUUAGUUGAAGCCUAUAGAAGCGGCGAGCUGAGAGAGACUCUUGAGAAAUCUCUCAUUUCCGAGAAAAUGCGAGAGGCAGCAAAAAGAGAGGGAAAGAAGUUGACUCUUGAAGUGACCAUUAACGAACCAGAUAUACUCGGUAUGAUUGAGCUAAUGGAGAAGCUGAACGAAGCUGAGGGUGCAGAAGGGGACACUGGUAUAACAGAAUUGUGGUUCACGUACUGCGCUGCCCUGAAAAUGUGGUUCUGGACACCAUACGAACAGAAGCAUAUUUGGAUGAAGGUGAAUCACAAAAGUGUCUUGUCGGGGCCGAAGUUCGGUGGGCAGCCAAGUGCUAAGAACCUAAAACUACUGGCGUAUCUUCAAGAGAGAAACCCACAAUUUCCUGGACAUCACGUGGACUGUGUUAUCUGUGAUCUUCGGAGAAAAGGCCGGGUGACAUAUGAAAAAUCGUCCAGCAGUGAAACUGACCAUGCAGAAGCCGGUGAGCCAGAGACAGAAAGUGGGACAAAACGAAAGCAUGCUGCCGCGGCGAAGAGCGAGGACAUUCAACAACUGCCCAACGGGUUCCACCACGAAGUGGACAGCUAA
Messenger RNA from Lingula anatina, 1203 nucleotides. RefSeq lists its product as uncharacterized. Lineage: Eukaryota; Metazoa; Brachiopoda; Lingulata; Lingulida; Lingulidae. The record is from RefSeq and is a predicted model, not a curated record.